CUCCCCCCUUCCGCCGCCGCCAGUCCAGCCGCGCGAUAACCUUUGCCCUUUGUCCCUUAGUGAUGACCUUAGCGCCGUUGCCAAGAUGGCGCUGUCCAGGCUGGGCUGUGGCCGGGGCGGUCUGCCUGGGGGGCUCCUGGGCGUAGGGCCCGUAACCGUCCCCGCCAACUGCCUGCGCCGGGUCCUGCGCGUCCCCGAGCCGGUCCCCGCCUGGAGGGCGCUGAGGCACCCAGCAUGCUGCCUCUCUACAAAGACAAACCCCAAAGCCCUCCUUGCUGCUGUCAUAUCACAAUUCAAAUAUGCCAAUGGAAAAUACGAGAGCUUUUUGGAAAGGACAUUCCCCCGCUUCUAUGUAUUGUAUUCAACUUUUAUGAAAGGAUGUCAGACAUUGUUUUCGGAAGCAAAAGAAAUAAGAAGAAUAAAGUUAAACAUGUCUCUUAAAAAGAUCGAUUUUCAUCAGCUUCCGUACAGGGAGAUGGAAAGACUAAGACAGUUUCGCAGGGACCUGAUCAAGGCCAUUCCUAUUGGGCUUCUCUCCCUUCCACCUUUUGCCAACUACUUGAUCUUUUUGCUGAUGUACUUGUUCCCAAGGCAACUGUUGAUACGCCACUUCUGGACCCCAAAGCAGCAGUUUGAGUUUCUGAACAUUUAUCAUGGUAUGCGGAGAGAGGUGUACCCAGAAAUCAUUGAUGGCUUAGAGCACGUGACUCGUUUUGUAGCUGAUCAGCAGCUCCGAGACCAGAUGCAAGAGCUCUGCACCAAGGUGCAGAGCGGUUCCCAUCCAGAGACGGCGAAACUCCUGGCCGUGAGAAGCUUGUUUGCAGGACAUCCCCUGGGCCUGCAAAGGCUGCGCAUUUGGCAAGUGAAAGCCUUGAGCCGGGUCCUGUUCCUGACUCCUCACUUGCCGAUCAUCUUCCUGAGAUACCGGCUGCGGAGCCAUAUGUUGGAGCUACAGCAUCUAGACCGAGCCAUGCGGAAGCUGGGAGUGAGCGAACUAUCUGAAGAAGAAGUGAAAAUGGCUUGUUAUAUCCGUGGCCUGAACUCCACCCACCUCAGCCCAUCCGAAUGCCAAAACUGGCUGAAGCAAUGGGUGCAGCUCUCCUGCGAGCUGAAAGAUGUGGAGGUCUCGCUCCUGGCGCAUAGCAUGGUCUUACUGUCCACCAACUACCUCGGGGCCAAGGAGUGACGGCACAGGCACCGACGUCAACCUCUUUCCAGUGCUGGUGGGCGCAGCAGGGUAGUUUUUUUUGCUCGCAUUGCAGGACGAGGGCUGGACUUUAGUGAGAAACACCUUGCUUUUUGCCUGCUGAUCUAGCUCUAAACAGUGCCACAUCGAAGAGUAAAACCCUUCCUCAGCCCUGCCAGAGCGGAGUGCUGCAAACAUAUUUACCUUAGCCACACCGUCAAGUCCCCAGAGCAAGAACCUGCUGUGGCUCCCCCUCCCUGGGUGGUAGAUUCCAUGGUUUUUGAAUGUGUAAGAUUGGCCCUUACUGGGGGUGGGAACGACCCUGCAAUUCUGAGCCACGCAGACUCCCAUGCUCUUCCCUGUCAUUUUCCAAGUGAGACCACGCUGGGACACAGCCAGGAGCCUGGGCUGUGCUAUUAUAGCCUCAAACGGUGGCACUUUAAAUGUAAUCCUGUCCAGCGGAGAGCGCUACUCUUCCCCUGGGAGGCUCCCACUGGUAACGUAGAGCAGUGGGCAUUACCUAGCUCGGUUCCUUGUUGCUCCAGGACCUGUGACGAGACACCAGGCCGGAGCAGUGCUCUUUGUUGUUUUUCCUGUUAAGUUGUUAUGACUUUAUUUACUGUGUUGUUUUAGGAAUAAGGUGACUUUUACUAGGAGGGGCUGUGGGUGGAGCACCCUAGUUGCCAGGGGCUUUAUAAGUGACCUUGCCCCUUUGGCCAGUGAUAUGCCUUAAUGUUGAGGAUCCCUGUGUUUGUUCAGUUGUCUUUUUAGUUCACAGCAGCGCCCUGUUAAUGCUUAAAUCGUGACUGUUCUUCUCUGCCCUAGCUGACUGCUGGAAAGAUGCAGGCCAGGUCACUGCUUUCAAACUUGGCCACUCAGUCAGUUAGCCUGAUUUUCAGUUUCCGAGCCUCUACUGAUUUCAGGGGAAGCUGUGGGCGCUGAGCCCCUCUGAGGCUCAGACCACUUUGUAUAGAUGCCCCACUCUGAAAAUGCUGGCCUAGAGCCUACUGCCAUAGAAAUAAAUGCUGCUAAACAGCACUUGCCUGUUAAGAACGGCUCAGCUUCAUUUGGUCAAUGAAGUGAUUUAAAGUUCUGCCUAAUCAGUUUUUAGACUUGAACUUUCUGCUCAGUGAGAGGAUUUGGGAGCCAGAAGUUUGGUCAACUGGAGCUCCACCGCUGUGCACCUGAAUGUCUCGUGGCAGAGGCGGCACGUUGAGUUUAAGGGAUUUUUUAAAAAGUUACUUAUAACUAGUGUCUUAAGUUAUCUAUGGCAGUAAAAAUGCAUGAAAUGUCCGUCUUAAAUCUGUGGUACCCUUACAUAAAUAUUCCAUUAAAGACAACAGCUAAGGAAAGGUCUCUGGUGCAUUUUUACAAUUCGUCCAAUUAGUCUACCAGCACCUGUAACUCUGAUUAAGAGAGGUGGGACUGGAGCCCUGCGCUCAGAUUUUAAAGCGACAUGACGACAUGUUGAGGAUGACCCAUAGGAGCAAGCGAGCUGUUAAAGCCCCACUAUGUCCCAUUAAUAAACCAGAGGAUAUUAAGCUGCA
This is a messenger RNA of Malaclemys terrapin pileata, 2733 nucleotides long. It is a transcript of the gene LETMD1, whose product is annotated as LETM1 domain containing 1. Bases 86 to 1186 code for a protein of 366 amino acids. NCBI's taxonomy places the organism in Eukaryota, Metazoa, Chordata, Testudines, Emydidae. The record is from RefSeq and is a predicted model, not a curated record. Gene Ontology annotation, molecular function: ribosome binding. The transcript is spliced from 9 exons. Gene Ontology annotation, biological process: intracellular monoatomic cation homeostasis. Gene Ontology annotation, cellular component: mitochondrial inner membrane.